CACGUCAUCAAUUUGCGCCGUUGCCCCUCGCAACAGUCUUCUGAGAAAACGCUGCCUAGCAAGCUGGUCUCAGGACGGUAAACAUCGACUGAAUUAUAGCAAGCUACGAAAAAAGAAAAGACAGCAACAGGAAAUAAUGCGUAAAAUAAGUGCCGACACACUGUGGGAUCUGGCUGCAGAUGAGGUCCGGGCCAGAGAGAGAAGAACUGGACAUGAUCAGGAGGACGAUGAUGAUGAUGGUGGUGGUGAGGAAGAUGGCCAUGCUCCGUGCGAGAGGACUGUUUUCUUUAUGGGCAGUAAAACUGGGGGUAAAACAACAAUACUGUUCAGGUGUAUUGACAGAGAUGAAGCCACCAAACCAACCCUGGCUUUGGAGUACACAUUCGGUAGGCGAGCAAGAGCACACAGCACACUCAAAGAUGUAGCUCACCUGUGGGAACUGGGAGGAGGCACAUCUUUAUCAGAUCUUGUGCAGAUACCCAUCACUCCUCAGAAUCUCAGCGUGCUGUCUGUGGUGUUGGUACUGGACCUGUCUAAGCCCAAUGCACUCUGGGCCACCAUGGAGAGACUCCUUCAGGCAGCUCUAAACCAAGUGGAAAAGGCAUUUGCCAUAACCAAGAGGCCAGGAGAGUCCAGACCCAGCAAACAGCUAAGCCAAAGGAGAGCAUUGCGGAUCCUCCCCAAAGACCACCCAGACAAAGAGCUCAUUAGCCCCUUCCCUGUGCCUCUUCUUAUGAUCGGUAGCAAGUUUGACAUCUUUCAGGACUUUGAGUCAGAGAAGAGGAAGGUGAUUUGUAAGACCCUGCGUUUUCUGGCUCAUUACUAUGGUGCAUCCCUGAUAUUCACUAGCAGUAAAUCAGAGACAACGAUGUCUAAAGUCAAGAACUUCUUCAAUCAUCUAGCUUUUGGGACUGAGAGAGGAAAGUACUUUUCAACAGACCACAGCAAACCUCUCAUAAUUCCAGCAGGCAUGGACUCUCUCAGUCAGAUAGGAUCUGUUGAUGUUGAUCUUGGAACACUGCAUGCUAAAACUCCACUGGACCUAUGGAAAAAAGUUUUUGAAAGAUUUUUUCCUCCAGAGAGCACUAAUGAACGUAAAGAAGUGAAAGAUCCAGCCAAAGACCCCCAGUACAGUGAGCUCAUUAUAGAUGCAAUGAGAGCACAGAAAGACCAGGAGCUGGAACAUUAUAAGCGAGAACAGGCGAAGUCAUGGAAAGGCUUGACCCUGGAGUCCUAGAGCUACAGAAACUCUCCCCAAAAACUCAACAUUAAUGUAUGCUAUUUCUACAUUUCUCUCUUUUUGUUCAGAAAAAUAAUUUUUGGCACUGUUCCUUAUACACACGUAAUGCGUAGUUGAAGCACAGGCCAGACACGGUGCUUUAACGGCUUGUAAUACCGUGUUUUUAUAUUAUUUCCUGAAAAGAUGCAGUAAUGUAAGAAUUGCACAUGUAAAUAUGCAGUUAGUAAUUGUAUAAAAUGUUAUUCCAAUGUCUUACUAUUUAGUAAAUUACAGACUUCAUGAAAUCUCCAGUAUUAUUGGCACCCUUCAUGAAAAUGAGCAGAAAUUAAUAUAUAAAAUCAGUGACACACACCAGGGAAUAUUUUUAGUUUGAUCAUAUGGGGAAGCUGUAUACGUUUUAUUUUAGCACAAUAUAUUUUCAAACAUAAAACCUUUUAUUGAGUAGUGCAUUUUGUUGCAGAACAGUUUUCAAAAUUAUUGGCACCCCCACAAUUUAUUUUGGUAAAGCCUGUCCUGGAGAAAAUAAGUGUGUUAUUAAGGUUGCAGAUACCUGCAGAGCUCAUGUGUCAAACACAAGGCCUGCGGGCCAAAUCUGGCCCUCAGCUUCGUUUCAUUUGGCCCACGUGAACUUGGAAAAAUGAUUGGCCCGUAGUACACUACUGCUCAACAUUUUCACGCACUUCCACAAUUCACAGCAGAUCUGUAGCAUAGCGAUUGCUAUUGUAAAACAUACGAACACAGCUCACAGUGCUUAACUGAAAUGUAUGAGCAGUGGCCUUUUUUCACUUUUUAAAAUAUCCAAAGGGUAGUUACUGUAAACCACCUUAUAUACUUGCACUCCAAUUACUACUGUUCCUGGCUUGACCAUGAUCUGAAUGUGUGCUGUGCUUGAUGUAAGUCACACUCGCAUCAAAAAGCGAUUCAGAAGCACGUCGUGUGUUUUGCUGGAAAUAGUGUGACCAGAAAUUAAUUUUGGAGGGAUGUGUAUAUAUGCAAAAUAAAACAAUUGUUUUUCUGAUCUGUACAAUUAAACUGGUAAGUGCAAUGUGCUCGUGGAUGUCAGACAGCAGCAGGAGCAGUGAUGAAAUGAAUUUGUUAUUCAAUUCUUUACAGCACAAUCUACCAUCAAAGAGUCUUUCAAUAUUAAUAAUGUUGCCAUGAAAUACAUUUAUGACACUGAAAAUGAUUGAAAAAAACAUGUUAAUAAAUCCACUUUUCUUUUGCAGUAAACUCCAGCAGCUACUUCACUAGCUCUCAGCUGCAUAUCCCUGUGUUUAUAGUGUAGCUAUCUGUAUAAUAGCUUUCAAACAGAAACAGGAAAAAUGCAUCAUUCCAACUGACUAAUCCAGUUUCUCAUCACAGCAGCUUGUAUCCUAUAAAGUUUGAUUAAAUAAAAGAAUGCAUUCAUUAAAAAACUUUUAUUAUAAUCAUAGUAUAUAGUAUAAUAAAUAAUAGUAUAAUAAAUGUUUUAAAUAAAUAAAUUACCUAAUAGUGCAUAGAUUUUAAUAGUUUUUUUUAGUGCUUCUUUUUCCUAGACUUCCUUUUCUAAUCUCAGAGAAAGGUUAUUAGUGUUAGUCAAUAGUAUAUAUACUGUAUAUAUAAUCCAAUUAUGGCCCAUCAGGGUCUUACGAAGAUGCUGAUGUGGCCCGGGCAGAAUAUUGAAAUCGUGGAUACUCCAUGCAGAAUAUUUUUGAUUCCUUUGUAUUUUUAGGUUUGGCAACUCCUAAAAGCAGGUAUUGGUAUAGAAUAUCCUGAUACUUCACAGAAUUCAUGAUGCUAUCAGUAUUCACAAGCACCACUCUAUCAUUAGCCACAAAACAGCCGCAAACAUCACUGAUACACCUCCAUAUUUUACAAAAGAGUAUCAGGUGCUUUUCCUUGUAUGCAAUUUCCUAUUUAAGCCACAAUAGUGUGCAUGGAUAAAAAUGUUUGAUUUUGGUAUCCUUUAGACCAUAACACAUGAUUGUAACUUUAGUUCUAAAGACACUUGGUGAAGGUCAGAGUGGGAUGUUUGUCAGGAAGGGUUUCUUUAUUGCAACUCUAACAAACAGUUGGUUGUUAUGGGGGUGACAUCUAACUGUGCAAUUCUGAAACUGUGAUCUUUGGGUUCUUUCUUGACUUCCUCACCAUCCUCCUCACUGUGUAUUCCACACUUUUGAACAUUUUUUAAAUUAUUAUUAUGGCCCUGAUUGUGCUUACUUUUUUAAAAAUCUGAUAAUGUACUUUUUACCUGACUUUUGCAGGUUAAUGAAGGUCUUUCUGUGUUGCGUUGAAAGCACUUUGGUUUUCCACAUGGUGAUGGAUGAUGGGGAAAUUUACAUGUGUGCAACAGAAGUAACAGUUUCUGAGAGCAAUUUUUU
Messenger RNA from Pangasianodon hypophthalmus (striped catfish), 3600 nucleotides. RefSeq names its product dynein, cytoplasmic 2, light intermediate chain 1 (gene dync2li1). The record is from RefSeq and is a predicted model, not a curated record. Gene Ontology annotation, biological process: intraciliary transport involved in cilium assembly; intraciliary retrograde transport. NCBI's taxonomy places the organism in Eukaryota, Metazoa, Chordata, Actinopteri, Siluriformes, Pangasiidae. The coding region runs from base 137 to 1237 and encodes 366 amino acids. Gene Ontology annotation, molecular function: dynein heavy chain binding. Gene Ontology annotation, cellular component: cytoplasmic dynein complex; axoneme; ciliary basal body. The transcript is spliced from 13 exons.